This is a messenger RNA of Strongyloides ratti, 2595 nucleotides long. RefSeq names its product Rfx. NCBI's taxonomy places the organism in Eukaryota, Metazoa, Nematoda, Chromadorea, Rhabditida, Strongyloididae. The transcript has 8 exons. Bases 1 to 2595 code for a protein of 864 amino acids. Gene Ontology annotation, molecular function: DNA-binding transcription factor activity, RNA polymerase II-specific; RNA polymerase II cis-regulatory region sequence-specific DNA binding. Gene Ontology annotation, biological process: regulation of transcription by RNA polymerase II. The record is from RefSeq and is a predicted model, not a curated record.
AUGAAUAAUCUAAAAUUGAAGAAUCAUUUUUUUUCUGAUGGAGUAUGGAAUGAAUUUGAAAAAACUUUAAUAUCCUUCUGUCAGUUCACUGUAUGUUAUGGAUAUAACAAUAAUGCUGAACCGUAUCAAGGAUAUUAUAAUUAUCAUAAUCAAGUUAAUUCACCACAAACAAAUUACCUUAUUCAAAAUAAUACUGUAAAUCAGGGUAAUUCACCAAUAUCUGGGAAUGAAGAGGAUGCUUCUGCGCAGAUGGCUCAUGCUACUAGAGCAUCACCAGCUACUAUUCAAUGGCUUGUAACAAAUUAUGAAACAGCGGAUGGGACAUCAUUACCUAGGUGUACAUUAUAUAAUCAUUAUAUAAAACAUUGUAAUGAACAUAAAAUAGAGCCUGUUAAUGCUGCAAGUUUUGGUAAAUUAAUAAGAUCUGUAUUUUUGGGUUUGAGAACUCGAAGAUUAGGUACUAGAGGGAAUUCAAAAUAUCAUUAUUAUGGUAUUAGAAUUAAACCAGAUAGCCAAUUAGCAAAAUUGUCAACAAAAGAAGAAGAAGCAACCAGAGCAACAAGAGGUUCGGGAACAAGAAGUAAACGUCAACAAUCAUCAACAACGACAACUACCAAUACAACUAAUACUACUGCUUCUUCACCAUUGAAUAAUGGAUCUUCUAUUAACAGUAAUAAUAAUUCAUUUAAUAUACGUCGUUCUGAUAUCACAAAUUAUUCUUCUAACUAUACAAAAACUGCUAUUCAACAUAAAAGAAGUUUAUCUGAUGACUACAAUUCUGAUAAUUCAGACGAUUCUCUUAAAUUAUUAAUACCUUCCCCUGAAGGUGUUAAAAGAGAUAUUACAAAUCAUUUUUCAAUAUUUAAAAAUAAUAAUACAUUAUCACAAUUUGAAAAUGGUUUUAGUAAUGAUGUAUUAAUGAUGGAUAGAGAAUUUGUAACAUCACAACUUAAUAUGUAUACAUUUAGACAUAAAGAAAUGCCACAUAUACCAUUUCCAUCAUUAGAUGAUUUAAAAGAAUACAUGGGAUCUUAUCAAUUAACACCACAAAAUAUAUUUAAAUUUUUAAAUUCAUAUACAACAAUUUUUCAAAGUAUCUUAGAAACAAUUCAACGUCUCAAUUUUAAUUCAAUACCCCAAUAUUUACAAAAUUUUUGGCAUAUUUCAUUUGAGAUAGAUGAUUCAGAAGAUAUUGAAAAUAUAAAGCAAAAAAAUGAUAGAGAAAAAGAUACAUAUAAUUUAAAUGUUUGUCAUAGAAUAUGUAAUAUUCCAAUAAUUCAAAAUUAUAUUUAUAAUUUUGAUAUACUUUUUUAUCAAACAUUAAUUGAAACUUUAAUACCAAAUAUUUUAUGUAAUACAAUGACUGGAACAGUUGCUACAUUUUUAAGAAACUUCGCAAAAAGUUUAGAAAAUCAUAUUUCAAAUGCUUUUAAAGGUUGUGUUGAACAAUUUUUACAAAAUAAAAUUAUAACUGUUAGAAUGUUUUCAACAUCAUUAAGAAGAUAUGUAUCAAUAAAUCAUGUAGCACAAGCAGCUAGGUCAGUCUUUCAAAAACCAGAUCAAAUUAGGCAGAUGUAUUUUGAUUAUUCCAGAGUUGAUCUAGAUUUAAUUCAUGAACAUGCUGGAUGGGUUUGUUGUUGUGAUUAUAAUUUAGUUAGAAAUAUUGAAAGUGAUUUUAAAAGUAAUAUGGGAAAACAAAAAACACUUGAAGAAUGGGCUGAAUGGAUAGAAGCUGUUGUUGAUCAAUGUUUAGCUAAUUGUCAUGAUAAACCUAUUAAAUCAAUUAUUAAAGCAGCAAAAAGUUUAUUAUUAGAAUGGAACUUUUAUGCAUCUGCUGUUAUAAGAGAUUUAACAUUACGAUCAGCUCAAUCAUUUGGUUCAUUUCAUCUUGUAAGACUUUUAUUUGAUGAUUAUAUAUAUUUAAUGGUUGAACAAAAAAUAGCACGAACAAUAAAUGUUCCACCAAUAUCAGUUUCAAGUAAUGCAAUUUUAACGGAUGCAUUUGUUCAUAAUUUUAAUUAUAGUAUUACAACAGAAACAUCUUCUUCUGAUUAUCCAUCUUCACAUGAUUCACCAAUUGAAUUAUUAAUUCCAACAUCAACAACAUCAGAAUAUAUUCAAAUAUCAUCAAUAAAUUCUGAACAUUCAACAUCAAUACAUCCACAACCAAAUACAACAACAGCAGAUGAGGAUGAUGAUACACCAAUAGAUAUAUUAUCAACGGAUUUUGAUGAAUCAAAUGAAAUGAUUAAUAAUUCAGAUAAUUUUUCAUUAUCACAUAUAGAAGAGUUGUCAAAUGAGGAUAGUCAUUUAUCACAUCUUGGUGAUUCUGUUUAUAUGGAAGAAGCUGAUUGUACACCUGUUCAUGAAUCAUCAAAUUGUUCAGUAUUAAUGAAUCAAAAUGUUGAUAAUCCUUCAUCAACAUCUUCUUCCUAUAAAUAUAAUAAUAGAACAACAUUUUUAGAAUCAUCUAAUUCAAUGCUUUUAUCACCAGAAUUAUUACUAGAUGUUGAAGGAGAUAAUGACAAAAGUCUUCAAAAAUGUUCCAGUAACGGCGAUUGCCAUGAAUUGUCGGAAAAUUUUAUAAUUUCAUAA